Molecule: messenger RNA, 3081 nt
Organism: Dermochelys coriacea (leatherback sea turtle)
Lineage: Eukaryota; Metazoa; Chordata; Testudines; Dermochelyidae
Product: mucin-7-like
Exons: 3
Coding region: 220-2043 (607 amino acids)
Source: RefSeq, a predicted model, not a curated record
UGGGAGCCAGGAUGCCUGGGUUCCGUUCCCCUGCUCUGGGAGGGGAGUAGGGUCUAGUGUCUCUGGGGAGGGGGGCUACCCCCCCCCAAGUUGCCCACUGCUGAUGAGAGCCUUAGUCCUGACCUGCAGUCCCACUGUGGGCAGGGAAUUUCUCUCCCACUCGGAGCAAGGGCCCAUCUCCCCUGGUAUCCUGGCUGUGCCUGGGCCCACCCCUCUGCUAUGAGAGAGUCCCCCUGGUGGCCAGUGAAGGGUAAAGUCCUCCCACCUGGUGCCCUUGGAGCCCCCCAACAGCUGUUUCUCCUUCCAGCUGUUGCCGGGGGACGGCUGGAUCCUGGCUCGCAGCUGCCCCUUAAUGGGGCUGUGCUGGGGCUGCUGUUGAGCCAUCCGGGGGGCAUCCCCCUGCGGGAUUUUGGGAGGCUCUUCCACCAGCACCAUGGCCAGCGCCUGGAUCUGCCCCGGCACGGCUACCGCUCGCUGCGCCACCUGCUGGGUGACAUGAAGGAGCUGGUGGUCCUGGACGAGGAGGGCAAGGAACCGUGGGUCAGGUGCCGGCGCCCAGCCUGCGACCAGCUGCUGGAGGCCAAGCCCUCCAAGAGAUGCUGCCAUCACCCCCGGAUCCACAAGGAGGCGCCCCCUGAACGGCAGCACCCGGAGGCUCCUAAAGCAGUUCCCAGGCCUUGGAACUCCUGCUACCACCUGCCUGCACCCCCGGACCAUCCACCAGCCGGAUCUGCCCCCGGGCACCAAGCCAGUGCCUGGCUGCCUCGAGCUGUCUCACUGAGCCACUUCCCCAGCUCCCGCCUUCCUGUGGCCGCCCCCCGGCAGCCGCCCCUGCUAACCUUGACCAACCAGCCACUGGAUCUGGCAGCGUACCAGGGGGCAGCCCUGAAUAGCCCCGUGCAGGCCCCCAGCCGGCUGCCCCGCCCCACCCGCCCCGCCAGUCCCCAGCUGGACCCUCUCAUGGCCGAGCGGGCUGAGCUGGAGCAGAAUGUGGCGCGGGUCCUGCGGGACCACCCUGGGGGUAUCUCCCUCUUCCGUUUCCGCCAGGCCUAUGGUGCUGCCUACAGCCACCCCUUCCCCCUGGACAGCACGGCCUCGGUGAAGGAGCAGCUGGCGGCCAUGCCGGGGGCUGUCAGGGUGGAGGGCUGUGGGGUGCAGACGAUGCUCUUCCCGGUCUGCCCCCAGGAGGUCCCCAGCAAAGAGACUGGUCUCGCCCCAUCUCUGCCAGAGGCAGUCGCCUCUCUUGCCAGCCCCGAUGUGGUACCACCUGCCCCAGCUGUGGUCUGUCCAUCGCCUUCCAUCUCUGCCAGCCCCCCAGAGGCCACCCUGGCUCCUGCAGGCCCAGAGCAUCCCCCUGUUCCUUGCAGCCCUCCCCCAGGGCACAGGGUAGCGCUGGGGGCCCCAGUUGAGAUCCCUGUAUCCCCUGCUGCCUCAGCAGCCCCCUGGUCACUGGGGAUGGGAUGGGAGCAUGGAGCCAUGGGGCCCAUCACUGAGGAGACUGAUGUCUUGGAGGGCAUCGCCACAGCUACACCAGCUGCUGGUGCUGUGCCAUCUGAACUGGGGGCCGAACUCUCCCUGCCAUUGGUUCUGGCAUCUUCUGUAUCCCUCUCCCCAACAGGUUCCCCCUGGGGUCCCACCCCAGCGCUGAGCCUGGACCAUGUGGCUGCCACAGAUGACGUCCUCUACGGCCUUAACCCUGCCCCCAGCUCUGCAAGCUGUCCCAGCCCGGAGCCAUCCUUUUCCUCAACUUUGCCAGGACCCGUGUCUGGCAGCCAUCCUCUGAUGGCUGUGGUCUCCCCUGAGCCAGCUUGGUCCCCCAUCCAAGACGUGGAUUCUGCCAGGGAAAGACCACCCUUCAGGCCCCUGCCUCUGGGUGAGCCCAGCUUGGCAUCCCCCUACAAACAUCAGGAGGACAGGGAGGCACCAUGGAUGGCAAUCAAGCCAGAGCUCCCUCUGCCCCAUAUCUCCCGGCUCCGCCCCCCACCUAUGGGGAGUAAGAGGAAGCUACCCAAGCACAAUCCUGACCUCUGUGUCCUUCUGUGAGGUGGGUGUUGUAAGUUGACAGCAUUUGUGUGAAAUUGGUGUGGGGGGGCACAAUUGACAUGGGGGGACAACAGAAUGGGCUAGGUCAGGCUGGAUAGGAGGGGGAUUGUAGGACAAGCACCUGCAUGGGUUAGAAAUGCUUCUCUUCUGCUAGGAGAGAGAGAGAGCUGGUUUCUGCCCUGGCUCCUGCAUCACCAGCUGAGAGCGGAUCUGGAAUGGGCGGGGAAGAGGAGAAGGGGGCAGGGGUUGAUGUGGGGUUGGGUGGAGUCUUCAUGAUGGGCAGCAGGCUGCUUUAAAUGUAGGUAGAUGGCCCCAUAUCCUCACAAUGCCCCAGCCUGGGGCUGGAUUGGCUGCAGUGCCUCCUAGAGGUGGAAGGCAGCUGUGUCCCAAUGAGGCAACCCGUUCUCCCCCCCACCACCCAGUAGCACUGGUAUGAGUGGGAGGUGGAUUCACCUUUAAAGCUGGGGUCUGUCUGGGAUUCAGCCAUCCAGAACCCACCCCAACAUGGUGGAACCUUCACCAGUUGGGGGAAUCUGUUGAAUCUAGAACUCACUCAGUUUGGGAAAGGGGGUCUAGAACAUGUCCCACUUGGUGAGGGAGGGAAAUCUAGAACCAGCUAGAUUCUGGUCCUGGGCAUCUGGAACACUGUUUGGUCAGGACAUGGUGGGAUCUAGAACCUGUUCCACUUUGCUGAAUCUAGAACCCCCUCGAUUAUGUGGAGGCCUGAGGAAUGUAGCACUGAUUCUGGUGGAGACUCUAGAACAUGCUCCAUUUUGUUGUGGGUUGAGGAAUCUAGAACCCCCUCCAUUCUCUGGGGAUCUAGCCCCCACCCCGUUUUGGUGGGAGGAUCCACAUACCCAGUGUUAUGGGGGGCUGGCAGGAGAGGGUCUGCGGCUGCUCCAGAGCUGUAUCAUGGUCCUGAGCAAAGGAAAAAAUUAUUUAAAUAUUUAUUUUCCCACCCCUCCGGGGGAAUCUUGUCUCGUAUUUCAUUUGAUGAAUCUCCAGUUGUUCUCCUAAUAAAAUUUGCUUCCUGAAUGA